Molecule: messenger RNA, 990 nt
Organism: Nylanderia fulva
Lineage: Eukaryota; Metazoa; Arthropoda; Insecta; Hymenoptera; Formicidae
Product: deoxycytidylate deaminase
Biological process (GO): pyrimidine nucleotide metabolic process
Cellular component (GO): cytoplasm
Molecular function (GO): zinc ion binding; dCMP deaminase activity
Source: RefSeq, a predicted model, not a curated record
GAUGGAGCUGCUGUAUUUAACAGUUGAGAUUUUUAUCAUCCACGUGCUGGAGACAUUUAAACAUACCAAUAAGGUAUUUAUAAAUAAUUGACCAGCUGAUCUGUGUUUCUCGGUGAAACUCAAGUAGAAAUUAAUAGAAAUAAUGGCAAUGGCGGAAACAUUGUUGAAACGAGAUCUUAAUUCUAAGAGAACGUCGUACAUUGAUUGGGAUGAAUAUUUCAUGGCUAUAGCGUUCCUUUCUGCAAAACGGAGCAAAGAUCCCAGCACUCAGGUCGGUGCAUGUAUUGUUAAUAAUGAAAAACGAAUUGUCGGCAUUGGAUAUAAUGGAAUGCCCAGAGGAUGUGAUGACAAUGAGUUUCCAUGGGGAAAGAGCUCUCAUAAUAAUUUAGAGACAAAAUAUCUUUAUGUGUGUCAUGCAGAAAUUAAUGCAGUUCUAAAUAAGAAUUCAAGCAAUGUUAAAGAUUGUACAAUUUACGUUGCUUUGUUUCCGUGCAACGAAUGCGCGAAAGUAAUAAUACAAUCCGGCAUAAAAACAGUAAUAUAUAUGUCGGAUAAAAAUGCUCACAAAGUCGAGACAAUAGCUGCAAAGAAAAUGUUUGACGCUGCUGAUAUAGAGUAUAGGCAAUAUAUUCCAAAAAAUCAGAAAAUAGAAAUUAAUUUCAGUGAUAUUAAUUGGAAUGAGAUGAGUCAAUUACCACAAACUCCAACAAAACAAGAAGAUUAACAAAGGAAGAUUAAACUUAUCUUAUCAAUUAUUAUUGUGUCUCGUAUCAUGGACAACUAUAAUUUGAUAGCAAUUUUACUUUAUUCUUCCAUUUUUGUUUUAUUCUUUUACGAAAUAUAUUUUACCUAAGCAAAUCGCAUUGUAUGAAUAAAAAACACACACACAAAGAUAUGUUAGUUAGAACUAUGAAUAACAAUAAAAAUUAAGACAUUUCUUCUAUCAGAACACAUCAUGGUAGCAUGUACAAUAAGAAAAUUUUGUUUUUA